GCCCCCCUCCCCAGCUUCUCUUGGCCGUCCCGACCCUCCUACCGGCUGAGAACUGCGGCCGAGCCACAGCCGAAGGCAAGCCCGAGCGCUGCCAUUCCGGACUCCGCGCCGCCGGCCUCCGGCCCGCGAGCGGCGGGCAUGCUGGCAUGGCAGGACGGCGGGGCCAAGGCGGCUCCCUCCCACCACAAAAUCUCCUUCUCGGUUCUGGACAUCCUGGACCCUCAGAAAUUCACCCGCGCUGCGCUCCCAGCCGUGCGCCCUGCUCCCCGGGAAGCCAAGAAAAGUUUGGCAGAGGCCGAAGCAAGGAAGGACUCCAGCCGAGACCCGGCCCGGCAGCGAGAGACGCCUGAUGCUGCGGGCCGAGGCGCCGGCUUGGCGUCCCCCCUGGAGGGCUCUGAGGCGGAGGAGGCGGAGGACGAGGACUUGGAGGACGCAGGGCGGCGGCAGCUGCGGGAGCGGACUGCGCGCCUGCAGGAGGCCCGGACGCGCUCCCCCGAGGCCCGGGCCGCGGCAUCGGCGGCGGGAGAGAGCAGCGCGGGCGGCCUCGCGGGCUCCCCGGGCUCGCCGGGCUCCCCGCGGCCCCGGCGCCGGCGCUCAGAGCCCAGCUGCUCCAAGCCGCGGCGCGCGCGCACCGCCUUCACGUACGAGCAGCUGGUAGCCUUGGAGAACAAGUUCCGGGCCACGCGCUACCUGUCUGUGUGCGAGCGCCUGAACCUCGCGCUAUCGCUUAGCCUCACUGAGACGCAGGUCAAAAUUUGGUUCCAGAACCGCAGGACCAAGUGGAAGAAGCAGAACCCCGGCGCUGAAGGCGCGGCGCAGGCGGGAGUUGGCGCGCCCCAGCCUGGGACUUCGGCGGGGGCGGGCGGCGGCGGCGGCGGCAGCGGCGGCGCGGGGGCCAGCCCGGGUCAGCUGGGCCCGGCCGCGCAUCCUUUCCAGACUUUCCCCUCCUACUCGGCGGCCAACGUCCUCUUCCCGGCCGCCGCCUCCUUCCCACUGACGGCCACCGCCGCCAGGGGCUCCUUUGCGCCCUUCCUCGGGCCCUCCUACCUGACCCCUUUCUACGCCCCACAUCUAUGAACCCGGAGCCCCUCGGGCCCCACUUCGUCCGGAUUCACGAGUGAUUGGCGUGGACUUGUGGUCCCCACCCCACGGAGGGGCGCCAACGCGCAGGGACUGCCCCCUCCUGGUGCGCGGGUGUCUGCGCGCCCCCUUCCCUUCCCGCUGCCGGGAGGCGCCGCCAGAGGGCAGGGAGAGGCCGCCUGCCGACUCCCCGCCGCGCGCCUCCCUGCCUAGCUGAACCCUGGAAUUCACGCGGUCCACUAAAGGGGGUCAAGGAUCUGCCAUCUUUAAAAGUGUCCGGAGACGGAGGCUGUCCUUAAACCUUCCCGUUUCUGGACCUUGUUCUUCACUUUCGGUCAGGCUUAAUUCAGUUCAAGGGUUCUUUCUGAGGGUCUGGGUGUUCGGCGGCGCGGGGCUAACCCAGCGGCGGGGAUGGUGUCCAGAGGGAGACAAGACCCGCCCUCCAGCUGCUCACACCUAGGAUGGAAUCUUGAAAGGCUGUGGCUCACUCGGAGGGUAAGGAGCUUUCCCUUUUCACAGCUGAUUGUUUCCCAUUUCAUACUCGAUUACUGGCCCAAAUCCAGCGAUUCCUUCCAAAUACCGAACAAAGUUGGAGAAAGCUGAGUCUGUGAGCGCACACUGCCGCCGUGAAAUGGACUACAUUUUAAAUGCAUAAUACUCUACAUUUUUAGGUCUUCGUUUAAGGUUAGGACUUGAGCGCAACUCUCAUUCCAAACAGUCUCUCCACAGGCUAUUCCUGAGAAAAUGUGUACCUGAUUUUCCGGAGGAGACCGGAAGUUCUUUUGGGAAAUGCAACAGCUUUAUUGCUAGACUUGCCAGCUGAAGUACACGCACUUCCACAUCAUUGCAAGUUUUCUUUUUUU
Messenger RNA from Orcinus orca (killer whale), 1943 nucleotides. It is a transcript of the gene NKX1-2, whose product is annotated as NK1 homeobox 2. Bases 139 to 1077 code for a protein of 312 amino acids. Gene Ontology annotation, molecular function: DNA-binding transcription factor activity, RNA polymerase II-specific; RNA polymerase II cis-regulatory region sequence-specific DNA binding. Gene Ontology annotation, cellular component: nucleus. Gene Ontology annotation, biological process: regulation of transcription by RNA polymerase II; cell differentiation. NCBI's taxonomy places the organism in Eukaryota, Metazoa, Chordata, Mammalia, Artiodactyla, Delphinidae. The transcript is spliced from 2 exons. The record is from RefSeq and is a predicted model, not a curated record.